UAAAACUUAAAUGGAUACAGCCACCAAAAAAGUUACUAGAAAACGUAAAGCCUUAGACGAUGGUGAAAUUGAAAACGAUAUUUGUAGGAUAAAUGCAAAAAAAAAAACAGCUAAAGUUACUAAGCCUAGAUCGGCGAAAUCUACCAGUACAAUCAAGAAAAACAGUGUUACAGACAAUAUGGCUGGCUGUAUUAGUUCCAUUGAAAAUGAUGAUGAUGAUGAUGAUACUGUGACUUUAACAGAUAUGUGGAAUGAGGCAGAAGUACUAUCACAGAUGGUAAAAGUUUCACAAAAUGUUGCUCAGAACUUUAUUGCUUUAUUGACUGAAGGAUGCACUUUGCCGUUCAUUGCGCGAUAUCGUAAGACGGCUGUAGACCAAAUGAUGCCUGAUAGGCUACUAGAAUUGUAUGAAAGCUACCAGAUUAUAGCACAGUUAAAAAAGAAAGUGAAGUCUGUUAUAGGAACACUAAAAAAGAACAAAAAGCUGACACCAGAUAUUGAAAAAAGUAUUCUGAAUGCUCGCAACCUGUCAGAACUGGAUUUGGUGUAUGCACCACUGAAAUCUCAUUCCCUGUCCCUGGCAGAAAGAGCAAGAAACCUUGGUCUAGAGCCAUAUGCCAUCAGAUCUCUGAAUGGGGAACAUAUUGACUUAAAAACCCUGUGCACUGAUGAUGAUGAACUGUCUUUAGUUGAUAAAGUUGAGGAUCACAUCACUCAUAUAAUAGCUGAUAUUAUUUACAAAGAUACCAAGGUUUUAGAGCAAAUGAGAAGUCUAAAAGAAGAAACAAGAUUUACAAUACACAGCAGUAGAACAAAACGUUCAACAAAGGAAAAGAAAGAAGACGGCAGCAAAAAGACUGAUUCCAAAUCAGAUCCAGAGACAUACAAACUGUAUUUCGAUUGGAAAUGUCCAGUUCAAUUUGUGAAACCUCACCAAACUUUGGCCUUGAAUAGAGGUGAAGAUGAAAAGAUUCUUUCAGUUAAAGUUGUUAUUCCAGAUUGGUUUUAUAAUAGACUAGAAAGAUUUUGUCACUCAUUAUGGAAAAGCAACUUUUGGGUCCACAAAGGUCUUGGUGACGCGUACAAUCGUCUAAUCAAACCCUGGUUAUCGAGGCAAGUCCGCAAUGACCUCACAAGUGCUGCACAAAAGGAAGCUGUUAAAACAUUCACUACUAACUUGGAGAAAUAUCUUUUGACUGAUCCUGUCAAAAAUCGUCGAAUAGCAGGAUUGGAUCCCGGUUUUAGGGCAGGGUGUAAAGUUGGAAUUAUUGACGCCAAUGGAGAAAAAUUGGAGGCAUGUACAAUAUAUCCAGAUUUUCGACAACAUAAACCAUAUGACGGCGCUGCAAAGCAGUUAAAAGAUCUACUUAAGAAACAUAAGGUCGAAUUAAUUGGUUUAGGUAAUGGUACUGCCUGCAGAGAAACUGACACCUGGUUGAAAUCCCAUCAAAUAUCGGAAAAUAUUCCUGUCAUUAUUGUUCCUGAACAGGGUGCAUCUAUUUACUCUAUUAGCAAAGAAGCACAAAAGGAACAUCCGAAUAUGGACCCCAAUUUAAUUUCAGCAUUGUCAAUUGCAAGAAGAGUUUUAGAUCCACUGGCAGAACUGAUAAAAGUAGAACCAAAGAAUCUCGGAGUUGGGAUGUAUCAACAUGAUAUACCACCCAAAUUUCUUGAAUCGGCACUAGAUUAUACAGUGGAAAAAGUUGUCAGCUUGGUAGGCGUCGAUAUUAAUACUGCAUCACUUGCAAUGUUGAAACGUAUAUCCGGUCUUAACGAAGGACGCGCGAAAAAAGUAAUAGCGUAUCGUCAAGAACAUAACAAAUUCAAUACUAGAGCAGAAAUAAUGAAUGUUCCAGGCAUCGGGAAAAUAACGUACCAGCAAUGUGCUGGCUUCCUUAAAGUCAUCGGAGGUUCGGAGCCUUUGGAUGCUACUAUAAUUCAUCCAGAAAGUUAUGCUGUAGCUAAAGCAUUUGCAAAAAAAAUUGGUGUCAACAUCAAAGAUCUUACACAGCCCACAUUCCCUGAACAAGUAGAACGAAAAACAGCAUCUAUAAAUCUGACAGAUAUGAGCAAAUCACUUAAUACAGAUCUUAGUACUUUAGAGCUCAUACUGAAUGCGUUUAAGCAGAAACCUCAUGAGGAUAACAUGAUUGGCUUCUGCAGACCUGUGUACUCUUUGUCGGUCCAAGUCACAGAACAGAUUAAAGAAGGAAUCACCUUAACGGGUGUGGUUCGCAACGUAGUGCCAUUCGGUUGUUACGUCGACUGCGGCGUCGGUGACAACGGACUGAUACACACGAGUCAAUUUAAUGGCAACCAAACACCAAAAUUGGGCGACAGGGUCUCUGUCACUGUUAUUGCUUCGCCCAAACCAAGGAAGCUGCAACUUAGACUAGAGAGAAUACUCGACUAAUCUCUUACCUUAAGAGUGUUACGCGAUAUUUCAAUUUAUUAUCUUAUAGGUCGAUAUCAGUUUUUCUUACACAGUAAAAUAGCCUAGUGCUGG
This is a messenger RNA of Hyposmocoma kahamanoa, 2506 nucleotides long. RefSeq lists its product as uncharacterized. NCBI's taxonomy places the organism in Eukaryota, Metazoa, Arthropoda, Insecta, Lepidoptera, Cosmopterigidae. Gene Ontology annotation, molecular function: mRNA binding; structural constituent of ribosome. Gene Ontology annotation, biological process: translation; nucleobase-containing compound metabolic process. The transcript is spliced from 13 exons. Bases 11 to 2413 code for a protein of 800 amino acids. The record is from RefSeq and is a predicted model, not a curated record.